GGGGACGGGGCGGCUCGGAGGUGAUGGGGUAGGAGGGUGGUACCCCCCGCCGCCGCCGCAUCCCCGCCGAGCGGGCUGGGGAUGUCCGCCUUUGUGCCGUCGGGUCUCACCCCGCCCCGGGGUGAGCGGGGGGCACGGCGGAGGAGCCGCCCGGGCGGCCGGAGGGAGCGUGGAGCGGUGGGAUGUGUGUCCGGAGCGGCGAGGGGGUGCGGGAUGCUGAGCCCGACGUGCGGGGACGGGCGGCAAUCCGGAGUUCGGCGAGCGGUCCUCACCCGCUCCGAGUCCUCUGCCUUUGCCACUGGAAUUAUUUCCUGCGAAAGGAUCAACACGUGCUUUCCUUUCUCCGGGCCGAGAGUGCUGCUCCAGGGGGGUGAAACUCGGGUGCCGCCGGGCUCGGGGCAGCGCUGCCCGGGGUCGGGGUCCGACGGGGGCUGCAGCCCCGGGGAGCCGCGCCUGAGCAUCCCCGCAGAGAUGCUCUCCGGCUCGCCCAGGGCCAGCGCACGCUUCCCACCGUGCCGUGCCUCGCGUUUCGCUCGUGGCACGUGUGAGGUGGCUCGGGGCAGCAGGACAGGGGGACAGGCCGGUCCCCGGGGGGGUCUCCAGCCCCCGACGCUGCUGCGAUGGGACGCGGCAGCGCCUCGCUGUGUGAAGUGCCCUGGCAGGGGGGCUGUCCUAGAAAGCCUGUAAGUCUUGUUUCUCCAUUCAGUGACGUCAGGUUGAUCGGGUUCUAAGGUACGUGAAGGUUUCAGGUACAGCUGUACACACAGAUUUCACGGGUAAGGGGCUUUUCCUCAGUAAUUUUAAUUUACUUGACACAGAGAGAGUUUUAACAGCGCGGUGCCUGUCACUGAGUUGUGCCGCUGCCUCUCGGUGCCGUGCGGUCUCCACAGACGCUGGUGUACCUUGGCAGCUCAUCCCCUCCUUAGGAAAUCCUCUGGAGUGAAAAGUGAGCGUAAUUUGUUAUGAAAUAGGCUGAUAGACAAAACUUCAGUUGGCGAUUGAAACCAGAUGUGCAUAUUUUCCUUUUGAAUCCUCAAGCAAUACUAAAAGUCUGUUUUGACAGAUUAAAAACUACUUGCAAAUUGCAGAGGUAGCAGUGUUUUGUGAUAAUCCAGUAAAAACACGGAGGGCUGCGAGCAUCUCUGCCCAGUGCUGGGUAUUUCCGAGCACAGGAGAUGCUGCUGCCAUCACAAAGCACAGAGUCCCUUGGCCUGCCUCUAUCGUGGGCAGAAAUAUUUACCAGGGCUUGGCUGAGGGCUGGAAAAAGAAAUAAAGAAACCCCAAAACAAUGUAGAUAAUGUUUCUGGAGAAAAUAUUUGGGGUGGGUCAUGAAACAGAUUAAUUAGAGUGAUAGUAAAAAAACCUGAAUUUCAGAGCGGUUUGCUCUGUCCGUACUUCUCGUGGCUCGGUGCAGGUUUGAAGUGAGCUUCUGAUUUAUUUCUUCAUUUUUGAGUGUCCUGUGGAGCCUGAGGAUGCUUGUGGUGGUGAGUGUGUCACACCCAGCUCUGGCACGGCCCUGCUCAGGGGGGCAGGAUUUCGGGAGAAGCACUCAGCCUCCUUGCUUCCAAAAGUGGGGGGGGAAAACCCAGCCAAAACAACCUGCCGUGGAAUUGCUUCCUUCUCUCCACUUCAGAGGAGGGAAGGACACGGUGCCAAGCACAGCCACGUGGAGCAGGGCCACGCGUGCUGGGCUUGCUGCUGAGUCCCUGGCUCCAGACUUUCUCACUUCCAGCUUCAGCCCAGAGGAGGGAGGGAAACUUCUGUGACUUCCAGCUCUGCACAGGGCCGAGGUGUCCAGGAACCACAGUGGUUAUAGAAAGCAGAUGGCCUUUUGCUGUAAAUGCAAGACUUUGCAUAGAAAAUCUGUGCAAAUCAGUUCAGCGGAUGAUUGAUUUGUGUGAGUGAGAUCCAGAUUUUUGUAUGUGGAGAUCAAGACUGUGGGACAGAGCCAGCACCGAUGCAGGUUAAUUUUCAGCUAUGGAUACCUGCAUAAAUAAAUACAUGUGUAUAAAUAUGCACACAUGCAAAUAGGCAAACAUAUACCAAUAAAAAUCCCCAGAUCUGCAUUGGUUAAUCAUAUGCAAUGUUGUUUUUUUUUUUUUUCUAGUAGUAGUGAAGGCUUGCUUCACUUACAGCAAAAGUAUAGGCAGAACAAGAUACACAACUUUUUGCUGAAACACCUGCAUUUGUGUGCAGAACUGACACCAUGGGCUGUGUCCUGAUGGGUGGGGAGGGGAAUGAGCUUUAUCCCAUUGUCUGUUUAUUAUUGCUGGUAGAUUUCUGAUUUCUCAAAUUGCAGCUGUGUGGUUGGAGACCCUUCCUCCUUUUUUCUUUAUUUCUUAUAAUGUUGCAUAGAAUUUUUCUUUUAUUUGCUCGAAUGGAGGCGGUUUGCACUUGCCUUGUAAAAUCUCAGAUGGAAAAGAGGACACCCCAAGCUGAAAGGGUGAUUUUGGUUUUGUUCCCUUCCCCCUCCCGUGUCACGUGGUUUGUCAAAUGAUGUUGCUGGGAAAUAGUCCUAAUGAACAUUAUUCUGUGGCAGGGCAGACUUUGGACCAACGGGCUGGGACAGGGCCAGGUGCCAGAGAUGCUCAUAGCUGUUCAGAGAGCAGGAUCGAGUCUCCUUCCCACAUCCCAGGGGAGGGACAGGGCAGGCAGAGCCUUUGUGUCAGGUUUGCACUCACCAAAACUCUCUCCUGGAGUGAAAAUACCUUCAGAAAAACAAGUUUUAUUCCUGUGGCCAUGGGGGACCAGGGCAGCAGAGGAGCUGGGAUGUUGUUCCUCUGCAGCUCCUCAUGCAAGCUCUUUUCUUGGCUGACGUUUUCUGCUCCUUUCUCUCCCAAAACGGGAGGAGGAGGAAGAGGAAGCAAGCCUGCUGACUCGGGGAAACAGAACUAAAAAAAAAAAAGCAGGUCUGCCGAGCAGCAGAGGGCUGUGAGUGCCGUGGGUCUCACGUGUGGUGGGAGCCCCAGCUCCCUUUGCAGGGGUCCCUGCGGGGCUGGGCGAAAAUAUCACCAAAACAACACUCUGCUCCUCAGAGAGCUAAAUAUAAACUCAUCGGGCAAAGAGGAGGGAAUUUUCCACCGUGCUUCUCCUCUGUGCCUGCCAGCCUGCCUGGCUGUGGGCUGCUCCCCCCAGGGAAGCUCCCGUCCCUGAUCCCCAGCAUGUCAUGGGAUGAGUGCCACCACUUUCUGUAGGGAUGAGACCUUCUGUAAGUUCCUUGGAAGCGCUCAGGACGUGGGCAGACAUGAGCCCUGGAGCUCUGGUUCUGCCCACAAGUCUCCCCACGAGCAGUGGCCGUGUUGUAGUUGUGAAAAAGGACUUCUCCAAGGUCACACUCUGUGCCUGCAGUUGCAGCCUGGCUGCCCGUGACCCAGCUGUUUCUGCAGAGCAGCAAUGCAGAACGUGGCUCUGCUACAGGGAGCUGGAGGGAGCAGAUCCAUGGGUUGGUUUGUUUUUGCAAACUUUUCUGAGUUGGCUGCCUUUAGGGAGACAAAAAUUCCCAAGCAAGAGCCUCGCUGGGAUGGUGCAUCUCAGGACAGGCUGCGGAUGUGUGGGUCUUUACUCAUCAGCAGGUGAGGUGGGGAUUGAUAAUUAAGAAGUGUGGCGGUGCAGUUGAUUUCCAGCCAGAAUUUCUCCUGGCUUCAGGUGGUUUAUCCAUGAGUUUUAUAACCUGUGGCAUUGGAUAUGUGUGAUCUUGCAUCUUAUGCAUCUGACACAUGCUGUGUAAGAUAAGUAAGAUUUGGUAUAAGUUUCUUUGCAAUGCAGGGAGGAAUAAACUGCAUUAGGCUGAGCUGGAGGAGCAGCACCAAGCCCUGUAAGCGUGGCUGCUCCCAGCCCUGCUUGCUGUGGGUCUCUGCACGGAUGGGUGGGAAGUACCAGGCCAGUUUGGCUCAGUAAUCACUUCAUUUGAGUAAUAUUUUAAGAACUGGUUGAGUGAGUGCAAAAAAUCUGUUCUGGUGCGUUGAGUUUCUGUACCUCCCCCCUGAAAGUGUACCCAAGGGAGACUUGGUCAUGGUUUUUGCUUUUAGAGGAUUAAAUAUAGCAGCAUCAUUGGUGUCACUCCUCUGUAGUCCAUUUGAAGCAUCCCUUGGGCUACAUCAUUGCCUGUAUUUGUGGCUGCUGGCCAUAGCUUUUGCUUUCAGCAGCCAGGGCUCGGGGCUGGCUGUGCGGUAGGUAUGGGACCGUGGUGAAAGAGGAGUUUGACUCCGCGGCCGCUUUGUGCUCACAAAUCCUUACGUCUCCUAGGGUUUGUAAAAAAUGGGAUCUGGCAAGCUCUGAUCCAGCAGCUGGAAAACCUGCUCUCCCUCUCUGUGCUCAAAACCAGCCCCUGAAAGGAAGGACCAGGGGUUCUUUGGAUGGCUGAGGAGAAGCAGGGCUUGGGGAGGUGCUGGUGCAGAAGGAUGUGGCUGGCCAGGUGCGUCAGUGACUGGCUUUGCUCUCAGUGACUGGUCUGGGCCAUGAGGUCCAGAGACUCACCCCUGAACCUGCUCCUAAAGCCGAGGGGGUGAGUUAAAGCGUGUUAUUUGCCUUUAAGGUAUCUUUUUUGUCCUUUAUCCUGUGACAACUCUUGCAGUGACCCCAGACAAGCCUUCGUGCUCGUCUGCCCCAGUUGUACAAGUGCCAUCAUCAUUGUUCUGCACCCAUGGGAAAUGUUAGUUGUAAGGAAAAGGAGUUAAUGCAGACAACUGGUCUCUGCUUAGGACAGUCUGGCAGCACAGCUAGGCCAGGUGGAGCUGGCCAUUUCUCAUUUCAAGUGAUGUGGGAAAGUCACAAUAACUGUGAUUUUUGUGUUUCUGUGACAGCCUUAACCUUACUGAGAACUGCCUUCUGGUGUGCUGGGCAAUAGUUGUCAAUGCUAUGAAAUUUCUUCAAGUGUAUAUAUUAUUAUCCCAGUUACCAAAUGCUUUGGGGUUUUUUUUGUCCCAGCUGGUACAAAUGAACAUUGUAUAAUAUUUUCGAAAGGACAAGUUUUAAUAUUAUGGACUAGGUGCCAAAAGCUACAAUUGUGUGCCAAAGCUGAAGAGCCAUUAUAAUUAUAAAGAUACAGAAAGCAUUAGAAAUAUCCAUUUUUGGGUUUGUAGACUCUCUGUUAACUCAGAAAAACAGUAAAGCCUGGAAAAGCUGUGGCUGCUCCUGGGUCUCUGGAAGUGUCCAAGGCCAGGUUGGACAGGGCUUGGAGCACCCUGGUGUGGUGGAAUUUGUCCCUGCCCUGGUGUGGUGGAAUUUGUCCCUGCCCAUGGCAGGGCGUUAGAAUGAGAUGCUCUUUAAGGUCUCUUCCAGUCCAGGCCAUUCUGUGAUUUUUGGACUGUCAGUUGUGCUAUAAAUGAAAUGCAGUGCAAUGGAUGGUGCUUCUCAGAGUGAAAGCAUCGUGAAUGAAGAUGUACGUUGCCAAAAUGUAAAUGUUUCAUUUAGAAACUCUCACUCACAUUUUUGGUUGUGCAUGGUUUGUGUUGUUGGUAGAAAUGACUUUUCCCAUGCAGGUUUCAGAUGUAUGUAUUUAAAUUUAAUUUAAAGAACAAGUUCCAGCCCUGCAGUGGGAUGGGUUGUGCUGUCCAUGCCCCCCCCGUGCCUGUCUUGGGAACCCCAUGAUACACCAGAAAGGUGGCAGCUUCAAGAGGAGCUGGACAAGAGCCAGGCCAGCCUGUGGAGGAGCUGCUGUGUCAGCCCAGCCCCCUGACCCCUGCACAUCCCACCCUGGGCCAUGGGGGCUGCUGGGCACGGGCUGCAACAGCUCACUCGGGGCGUGGGGCAGCGAGCCAGGAGAGCCCUGCUUCUGGGACUGCUCUGUGCAUCACCAUUUUUAGUCAUUUUCUGAGUUAAUUCUUGCUAGAGCAUGGGCUCAGUGAUCUUAAAGGUCUUUCCAACCUAAUGAUUCUAUGAUUCAGUGUCUUUCAGAAAGGCCCCCAGUGCAGAGAUGAAGCUGUAGCACUGGCUGAGAUGCCCGUGCAGUCAUUUGUGAUGCUGUAGCUUAUUGCAAUGAUUAUUGUCUGUGCUGUUCAGGAAAAAAAAUUGCACUUUGCCCUUGCUCUGCAUCUGCGUAGCUCCAUCUUCCUGCCGUGCUGGGAGGUGUCCCACUGCUGCUCUGCUCCCUCUGAGGGACCUGCUCAGCUUCUCCUGCCCUCUCUGAGGCAGUGAGGUCAUCCUCAGCAGUUACCACUCCACGUUCACCCUGUCUUGUGCUGCACCUGUGUCUUGCAGCCCCCCAGUUACUCCUGGAGUCCCCUCCAGACCUUGGGUAGAGGUGGGAGGAGGCUCCAGGUGCCCGCAGAGGGUGUGGAGUGCAGAGCACAGAGGCUGUACCAUCCCUUCUCCUCCUGGAGACCCCAAAUGUAUCCAGCCUGUGGACAUAUCCCUGCAUGCCUGGGUAAUCUGCUGCGCCAUGCAGGAGCCUGGGCUCGUGCCCCUGCCUUUGAGUUGCCAGGGAGGAAAAGGCAAAGUCACUGCCAGCACCAUUUCCUUCGAGCUAAAGAUGUUGAGACAAAGCACCUCUGCCCCUGCCCUGUCCUUUCAGUCCUUCCGCUGCUGGUGUGUCCAGGACUCAUUCCCCUGCCACUCCUAUUCCCUAAGAGCACGGGGGCAAUAAACCUUUUACCCAAGUAGAUGGGAGCUUUCCACAGCCCGAGGCUGUCCCUGCACACCCCCGAGGAGCUGGCAGGGCCCAGCCUCUCCUGGGGGAUCAUGGACUGAAAGAGGAGCUUUGCCAGCCCCCAGCUGCCAGCACCCUUUGCCUGGACCCUGAUGGACUCGGAGGCAGGACUGCAUUACCAUGGUGAUGAUCUUAACCAAAACUCGGGAAAACAAAGGUGCUGACUCCAUAACAUGCAGGACUGAGCUGCACACUCCAAAGAUGAGUCAAGGACCUACCCUCUUCUCCUGUGGCGUGAUGGAAAAUGACAGAUGGAGAGAUCUCAGCAGGAAAUGUCCACUCCAGCUCGAGCAGCCGGGCGCCAGCAUCUGGGACUGCCUGUCGGACAAGGGCGAGGAGGGCUCGCGCUGGCCGAGGGACACGGCCGGCACCUGCUCCGUCACCAACCUGAUCAAGGACCUGAGCCUCAGCGACCCCCACGGCCACCCCUCCGCCCCUCCCAGCAAGCGCCAGUGCCGCUCGCUGUCCUUCUCGGAUGAGAUGUCGGGCUGCGGGACCUCGUGGAGACCCCUGGGCUCCAAGGUGUGGACGCCGGUGGAGAAGAGGCGCUGCUACAGCGGCGGCAGCGUGCAGCGCUACUCCAACGGCUUCGCCACCAUGCAGAGGAGCUCCAGCUUCAGCCUGCCCGCCCGCUCCAACCUGCUCUGCGGCGGGCAGCCCAGGAAAUCGGCUGCUGGGGGGCACGGGGGAGACAGGGUGGACAUUCAGAGGUCCCUGUCCUGCUCGCACGACCGCUUCUCGUGCUCGGAGUACGGCGCGCCCUCGGCCUGCAGCACGCCCGCCUCCACGCCGGAGCUGGGCCGCCGCGCCGCCGGCCUGUCCCGCAGCCGCUCCCAGCCCUGCGUCCUCAACGACAAAAAGGUGGGAAUCAAGAGGAGGAGGCCGGAGGAGGUCCAGGAGGAGAGGCCCUCGCUGGACCUCGCCAAGAUGACCCAGAACCGCCAGACUUUCAACAGCCUCACCUGCCUUAGCACCACGGCCGAGGAUGGCUCCCAGCGGCCCACAGGGCCCCAGGCAUGGACGGCGGCCCCGGAGGUGAUGCCGGGCAGGACCCCCGCCUGCACCCCGGUCCCGGAGCCACCGCGGGCCCGGCCCGAUGAGCGCAGGGCCAGCAGGGAUGACCUGUCCUGCGAGGAGGAGGAGGAGAGCAACGGGAAGGAGGAGGACAGGGCGGCCUGGCGGAGCAGCGGGCCGGGCACCGAGAGCCUCUUCCAGCUGGAUGGCGAGAUUGACAUCGAGCAGAUAGAAAACAACUGAGGAGGGAGCAGCUCUGCUCGCCCUGGGCUCUGGGGGCUGCCAGCAGAGCCAGGGAGGGCUCCUGGUUGCCAGCGAAUUUGCGGGAUCCUGUCACUGCUCCCCUCCUGCCAGCUGGAGGGGACAAAGCAGCUUUGCCAAAAUUUCAUCAGGUAUUUAGAGGAAUUCGUGUGCAUGCGUGUGUAAAUCUUGAAAUUCUUUGUAACUACUGUAGCCAGAGAUCAGCCAGGCCGAGGAAAGUGCCUGUCCCACAGGGAAACCAGGCAUGGGGAUCGCCAAAAACUCAGAAUCCACGAGUAAAUGGCUUUUGCCAGGAUAGGGGUGGAGCUGAAGGAGCUGGUCAUGCUCCCACAGGUCCCACCUGUGCUAGUUCAGAAAGGGGUGCACAAGGAGAAACCACCACCCCUGGGACUGGAGAAAGGGGGGUGAAAAGCAGAAUAUUUAGAUUUGCAAACCGAGCACUGGCUGGUGGUGCCGGGGUGGCCACAGUUCCUUUUCUCUGGCACCAUCCCGUGUGGCCCCAGCACCCCCUCGCUCCCCAUGUCCCUGGCAGGGCUGUGAGGAGGAAAUCACAAGUGAAGUGUUUUGCUUAAAUUUAAUAAUGGCGAGAGCUGGAUUUUUACUCCUUUAUUUUUAGUUUUCCUUUUCCUGAUGAGGAAUUAAACAGAUCCCUGGCCCAUGUGGGGCGGCAUCCGCAGCAGCGCUUGCUGGGCGCUGUACGGGGAUGCUCAAAUGCCUUCCUUCCCUAUUUUUUUCCUUCCCAGCCCCCCUCUCUCAACUCUUUUGGGAAAAAAACCCUACUCAGGCUCUGUGCCACCCUCAUUUGGGUUGCCAACACCCUGUUUUGAGCAGGGCUGGGCUGUUUACCCAUUUACCAGCAGCUGUGCCCACUUUGCUACCCAGGGCAGGGCUGCCACCCUCUUUUUUGGGCUUUACUGUGAAGGGCUGCCUGCCCGAGGCACGUCGUGGAGGGGUUACUUGACAAAGUCAGCUGGCAAAAGGCUGAAAAUCCAGGUAGCAGCACUGAAAGCUUUUCCUCUUCCUGUGCCUUUUUAAAGCACAGAUAAAGUGGUGACCAUUCUGUUUGUACGAUAUGAAUUCUCUUUGCUAAAAAUAAGCUGUCCACUUGCUAACAGGUUUAGAAGGACACAUAUUUCUUUUUUCUCCCUCUUUUUUAUUUUUUUUAUUAUUUGUUUGUUUGUUUAAAGCUCUAGGAAAGCUGUACAAAUGGCUUCCAGCAUCUUCUGGAUUCCUUCUGCUGGUUCCUUCAAGCUCAGGGGUCACUUCCUGAGCUUUGCAAACCUGAGAAAGGAAAAAAAAUCAUUGAUAUCAAGAGCAGCUGAAGACAGGACAUUUUUUAAUGGGGUUCAGCAGCCCCACUGGCAAUGCCUUGAGGGUCCAUAACUCAGAAAGGCUGAGAGCUGCUGGUACAGGUUUCAUUCAUCAUUUCUGGUUAUGUUAGUGCACUUUUUUCCACAGUGGUUUGGGAUGUAUGUGGCAUCUCCCACCACAGUGGAACCCAUUGGUUGUUACCCCUAUCCUGGCACUGCUGAGGUUUUGCUGGUGGCUGUGGCUGUGUCCACUCCCUCCAGGCAAGCAGGACAAGCCCCAGAUAUUCGGGGAGGGGAUGUCAGGGAUGUCUUUUCAUUUUGGGGAACCCUCCAGCUCUUUUAAAGUG
This is a messenger RNA of Motacilla alba alba, 9578 nucleotides long. It is a transcript of the gene FAM53B, whose product is annotated as family with sequence similarity 53 member B. The transcript has 6 exons. Bases 6767 to 7903 code for a protein of 378 amino acids. The record is from RefSeq and is a predicted model, not a curated record. Gene Ontology annotation, cellular component: nucleus. NCBI's taxonomy places the organism in Eukaryota, Metazoa, Chordata, Aves, Passeriformes, Motacillidae. Gene Ontology annotation, biological process: positive regulation of canonical Wnt signaling pathway; protein import into nucleus.